AUGAUGACCUGGGAAUAUCCGUCCACACCCUGUGACUCCGAAACUCUUCCCUCUGGAACACAGGCUCCGAAACCUGUCGAACCAGCAACCUCCAGCCACAUGAACUCCAGUCUAGAGUCGAUACUGCUGGCUGUGCAGUCUGCUCCUCAGUUGCCCGAUGUUGAUGUUUUCAAGGAUGUCAACUUUGCCCCUACCAGCCUAACGUCUAUCCUUCGAUUGCACCCAGACGGCGUUCCCACGAUUCUUGCUGCUCAGAUGAAAGACUCGGAAGAAGAGCGACGAGAAAUCUGCGUGACCCCUGCAGACACCCUCACUAGCUCCCUCACCGAUGGAGCACGGGUACCUCGAUUUGUUUUGAAGCCCAAAGCCCGGCGGCCGUCGGAAGCUCCUUUCAUCGUCGGAGGUUCUUUUCUUCCGACAUUCUUCCCUGAGAAGAUCAUGUGCCCUGAUAUUGCCUCUGAUAACGAAGAAGACGAUGGGUACGAUCAGCGAGGAAGGGAUAGAGGGGUAGCAAGAGCAACUGCGAAACUGCGAAAAAGACCAGUGUUAGCUUUCAAACCUUCCCGAAAAUUUUCAAUGGCGUCACAAGAGCUGCUCGCUAGCUUCUGA
This is a messenger RNA of Seminavis robusta, 609 nucleotides long. Lineage: Eukaryota; Bacillariophyta; Bacillariophyceae; Naviculales; Naviculaceae. The record is from the annotation of a GenBank genome assembly.